Lethenteron reissneri (Far Eastern brook lamprey) is the source of this 2221-nucleotide messenger RNA. RefSeq names its product ras-related protein Rab-27A-like. NCBI's taxonomy places the organism in Eukaryota, Metazoa, Chordata, Hyperoartia, Petromyzontiformes, Petromyzontidae. Gene Ontology annotation, molecular function: GTP binding; GTPase activity. The record is from RefSeq and is a predicted model, not a curated record.
GAGAGACACGCUCGCUUAACCGACACGCGCGCGCUGACACAGACAGCCGCACCGACACCGAUGACACAUUUUAGUCGCACGCAGCAACGCACGCUCACUGCACGCACACGCACGCGCGCAGCCGCUGUGGCACGCACGCGCAUCCAGAGAAGACGCCACGCGCGGAGUACCAACAUCAUCGGGGUAGGAGGAGGAGGAGCGGGGGGGAAGGGGUCGUCACCACUCGUCUGUGCCCACCGCUCUUCUCACAGUCACGAGUUGGCCAUGUCGGAUGGGGACUAUGACUACCUCAUCAAGUUGCUGGCGCUGGGAGACUCGGGCGUCGGCAAGACGAGCUUCCUGCACCAGUACACCGACGGGAUCUUCCGUGCCAAGUUCAUCGCCACGGUCGGCAUCGACUUCAAGGAGAAGCGAGUGGUGUACCAGGCCUCGGGCGAGGAGGGCCUUCUGGGCGGUCGCAAGCAGAAGAUUCAUCUCCAGCUGUGGGACACUGCCGGCCAGGAGAGGUUCCGCAGCCUCACCACGGCGUUCUUCCGCGACGCCAUGGGCUUCCUGCUCAUGUUCGACCUGACCAGCGAGCAGAGCUUCCUGAACGUGCGCAGCUGGAUGGAGCAACUGCAGAUGCACGCGUACUGCGAGAGCCCGGACGUGGUGCUGUGCGGACACAAGUCGGACCUGGAGGACCUGCGCGUCGUCUCGGCCAAGCAGGCGCGCGAACUCGCGGACUCUUACGGGAUGCCUUACUUCGAGUCGAGCGCCGCGUCGGGCGCCAACGUCGCCGCGGCCGUCACCGCGCUGCUCGACCUCAUCAUGAAGAGGAUGGAGUCGACGCUCGGACGCUCCACGCUGCCCGGCGCCCACAGGGGAAGCGGAGGCGGCCCCGGCGGGGUCUUCGCGGACGGCGCCGGCGACGUCAAGCGGAACCUGGGGAACGGCACUGACCCCACAGAGAAAACUCCAUCGAAGUGCUGAACUUCCCCUCGCAAUGAACGCGACUCGAUCUUCAACCACCAGGGAUUUGAGUGUUGUGAACGCGAGGGGGCUCCUUUGUCCGACAGAAGACGGAGCGGUGUCAAGAGUUGUUCCAUGCCGUGUUACUGUACGUUAGUGCGAUUGGUUCGGGAGACUCGUUUAAGAGGCGUCGGUGGCUCGGAGAUGUUAGCUACCUCACCUGGAGGUCGUGGGUUCGGUCCCGACUCUGACGCCUGCUGUAUAUUUUGAGUUGAAAUGUCUCUCUCUCUCUCAUCAUCAUCAUGGGGGCUAGGAGAUGUUAACUACCUCGCCUGGUAUACAGGAGGUCGUGGAUUCCAUCCCGAACCCUGACGCCUGUUGUAUAUUUUGAGUUGAAAUGUCUCUCUCUCUCAUCAUCAUCAUCACGGUGACUCGGAGAUGUUAGUUACCUCGCCUGGUAUACAGGAGGUUGUGGGGUCGACCCCGACCCUGACACCUGCUGCAUAUUUUGAGUUGAAAUGUCUCUCUCUCUCAUCAUCAUCAUGGGGGCUAGGAGAUGUUAACUACCUCGCCUGGUAUACAGGAGGUCGUGGGUUCGAUCCCGACCCUUGACACCUGCUGUAUAUUUUAAGUCGAAAUGUCUCUCUCUCUCUCUCAUCAUCAUCACGGGGGCUAGGAGAUGUUAACUACCUCGCCUGGUAUACAGGAGGUCGUGGGUUCGAUCCCGACCCUUGACACCUGCUGUAUAUUUUAAAUCGAAAUGUCUCUCUCUCAUCAUCAUCACGGUGGCUAGGAGAUGUUCGCUACCUCGCCUGGUAUACAGGAGGUCGUGGAUUCCAUCCCGAACCCUGACGCCUGCUGUAUAUUUUGAGUUGAAAUGUCUCUCUCUCUCUCUCUCUCAUCAUCAUCAUCACGGUGACUCGGAGAUGUUAGUUACCUCGCCUGGUAUACAAGAGGUCGUGGGUCCGAUCCCGAACCCCUGACGCCUGCUGUUGUAUAUUUGGAGUUUGCGUGUCUCUCUCUCCGUGGUCGCGUGGAUUUGUUCUUCGGGUCCCCCGGUUUCUCACCCCCCCUCCUCCACAUUUAGAAGCAACGCCACGCGUUUAGAGUUGAUUUUGCUGCUCUAAAUUUCGACACGAUGAUGAUGAUCAUUUGUGAUCGUCAAGAGCUACAUAGCUCAGUGGGGGCCUUACUUGGUCAAAUAAGACAUCGUUUAGUUUUUUUAUAGUUUAGUUUAAAUAAAUAAAAACGAAUCUUUUUAAAUCUCCAA